Molecule: messenger RNA, 496 nt
Organism: Paramecium octaurelia
Lineage: Eukaryota; Ciliophora; Oligohymenophorea; Peniculida; Parameciidae
Source: the annotation of a GenBank genome assembly
AGAUGAAAAAGAAAUAAAAUUAAUACAGUUCCAUAAGAAAUUUACUUGUUUAUUGUGCGAAUCUUUCUUUAAAGUAGUUCAAAAAUAAAUAGAAAAUUACAAGCAACAAUGGAUAUGCAAAUUCAAUUUAUUUUGAUUUCAGCACUUCAAUGAGUCAAUCAAUUACUGAGCACUCAAGUAAUCCAAAUAGAGAGAGGAAAAUUUAAAAUAUUUUAUAUGAUACUCUUUAAUAAAUAAUGGUCAAUAUGAUUGAUUUAUAACAAAAAAAUUACUAAAACACAACUGAAGAGUCUAUGUAAUAGAUGUAAUUGAUUAUAAUAGAAUAAAAAAUGCUAUUUCUUUAGAGUAAUUUAUGUAAUUCUCAUCAGAGUAGAUUUUGGGAUUGUUGGCACUUCAACCAAGAUUGAUGUAGGAGUUGUUGGAGAAAUUCGAUGUUAAAUAUAGACAAUUGGGAAUACUAUCUUAGAAGAUGAAAAAUUUAACAUAAAAUUUUUGA